AUGUCAUAUGGGGCCAUGACCGGGAUCAGCUUCACAAACGGUGGCGGAUUCUCUUUCGAAGGCAAACCAAAGAGCUUCAAGUGGGGCAACGGGGGUAUGAUGGGCAGUUUUGGUGCGAAGUAUUAUGGCGAUGCUGGUGGUGACUCGCCAAUGAUCCCCUUCUCAUCGUCUAUCACCAUGGAGCCCUCCUCGUUUGCCGCAUCCGCCCAUGCGUUCGGCCUGCCAUCAGGCUCACUGUCAUCGAGCUAUCACCGCAGAUCAUAUGCUGCGGCUGUGUCAGGAAGAGACGCAGCCAACCUCUCUACAUCCUUCGCCUCCAUGUCUUUUCAGCCAAUGUCCCUUGGCACCUCCUACAAUCGCUCUCAGGUCCAAGGCCUCAUGCGUUCCGACGCCGAGCUCACCAAAGCAUACGAAUGUUGUAAUAAGACCCACUCUGGGCUGCAUGCGUUACUAGAGCAUGUCGAGGACUGCCACCCUUUCGCUGACCCCAAUAUGCAGCCGGAGGAUACUUUCUCCCCGGUGACACACGCCAUGGACCUUGACCUUGAAGAUGUCGAAGAAGAGUCGGUGCCAGUGCCUGCUUCGGGUUCGUCCCACGCGAGCCUGUCUCCGCAUUCUGCCGCCCCUGUCCCUGUCCCCAACUAUCCCCUGCCCAAGGCCAGCCCGACAGACAUUGGAAACAAGUCGCCACUCAAACUCUCCGAUGUGCUGAAGUCCCCGCCUGAUGGUGAAACGCUGGUCCGCCCUUCCAACCUGACCCUUACGCGUACUCAAUCUUCCUCCUCCUCGCCACCCGAAGGCUCUAUCGCCACACCCACCGCUUCCACCCAUCCUUCUCCCAACUUCAUAGCUCCAAAAAUGAACCCAUCCAGGCCUGCGUUCCUUGGUUCCAACGCCAUGCGGCCAGCACUAUCUCAGAAGAGGUUUGACAGGGCGUUCAACGAGGUGGUGGCAGGCAAGAAGGACGAUGUCAAGUCGGAUGUGCCUACGGCCGUUGCACCGGGUGUGCUGUUUGCGAGUGCCGUCUCGAGUCUGGGAAUCCCCACCGUGCCGCCUGGAACCAAGACAGAGCAGCCGGCUACUCCUGCCCCUAAAGAGGGCGAAACGCCAACACCUGCAGAAGCCCCGAAGGCGCCUUCGGCUGCGUCGACCCCGGGUAGUAUCGACCCCGCUGUCAAACCCGCCGGGACUCCCACCAGUGCUGCGCCCACCACGCAAAACAAGGGCAUUGAAGCUGCCCUUCCCCAGCCGAGUUUGUUCUCUUCCCACAAACCUUGGAGAUGCCCCAAUCCUGGGUGUAACAAGGCGUACAAGCAGAGCAAUGGACUCAAGUAUCACCAGCAGAAGGGACAAUGCGACUUUGCGAUCCAUGAUGCCGUCGACCUUGGUUUGACGCUGGAGGAGGCGGAGGAGAGGAAUAGGCCUUUUGUGUGUGCGGUUGGUGCGGGGUGUACCAAGAGGUACAGGCAGAUGAAUGGCCUCAAGGCAAGCCUAUCACAAAAGUUCUAUCACUACCUGAACUCUGGCGAGCAUGGUCUUUACGGACUGCGUAUGCUCCAAAACGGCACCCACCCUCACCCACCGUCCUUGCCCGCUCCUCCUGCCAAAGCCCGCCCCACACCUCUUCCCAGCUCGACCGCCCAUGGCAAUGCCCCUAUAUCUCGGCCCACUGGUGCACCCUACGCCAUCCCAUCACAUGCCAAUCACGCCCCACAUCCCGGACAGCAAGGGCGUGUCGUCGGUCAGGGACCUGGACACCAUCCCAAUGGCCAUGGACCUCCUCGAAUGGGCACUUGGCCUGCUCAAAGGCCCGCAAACGGUGUAUCCGUUCCCAAUCCGCGCCCCAAUGGUCAUCCCCACGCUCCGCCUAGACCACAAGCAAGACCUCCUCCUCAGCCGCAGCCUCAGCCUGUCACCAAAGGCCGCGAUGCGGUAUUGUUCAGCGCAGUGGGAUCGGAGGAUCCCAUGGACAUUAUGAGUCGGAUGGAUCAGUGA
Molecule: messenger RNA, 1995 nt
Organism: Cryptococcus wingfieldii CBS 7118
Lineage: Eukaryota; Fungi; Basidiomycota; Tremellomycetes; Tremellales; Cryptococcaceae
Exons: 4
Coding region: 1-1995 (664 amino acids)
Cellular component (GO): nucleus
Source: RefSeq, a predicted model, not a curated record